Molecule: messenger RNA, 1944 nt
Organism: Rhineura floridana
Lineage: Eukaryota; Metazoa; Chordata; Lepidosauria; Squamata; Rhineuridae
Gene: ARID3C
Product: AT-rich interaction domain 3C
Exons: 8
Coding region: 1-1719 (572 amino acids)
Biological process (GO): regulation of transcription by RNA polymerase II
Cellular component (GO): nucleus
Molecular function (GO): DNA binding
Source: RefSeq, a predicted model, not a curated record
AUGGGCGAAAACACCCGCGUCGCCACCAAAUCGGCGCUGACUGCCACCGCCUUCCCUUCGCCGUCCUCGGCGUCGUCGUCGUCGUCCUGCUCGCCUGGUCGCGGCGCGGGCGCCGCCGGGGGCCUCCGGUUGGAGGCGGUGAUGGAAAACCUGCAGCGGGCGCAGGCGGCGCGCCUGGAGGAGAAGCUGCGCCGGGCGCAGUCGGCCCAGCCCGGGCCCGCAGGAGGAGGCGGUGGCGGCCACCCCCAGUCUCCCGGGCUGUCGCCGUCGCCGUUGCGCUCUGCGCUGGAGACGCGCGUCCCGCAGCAGCAGCAGCAGCCGGGCGGCGGCCCGACGGCGACCCCGUUGGCGCUGCGCCACUUUCCGGCCGGCGUGCGCUGCGGCGGGGGGCUGGCCUCGACCCGAGCCCCGCCGCCGCCCAGGCGCCCCUCGCCGGAUGCCGCCGCCGCCUCCCGCAACCGCCCCGAGGCCGAUCGCCGCUCUGCCUUGCGCCACGAGGAAGAGGAGGGCGGCGGCGCGGAAGAGGACGAAGACGAAGAGGAGGACGAGGAGGAAGCGGAGGAGGACGAGCCGGAGGAAGAGGAAGGCUCCGCCGCCGCCCCCACCGCAGAGCCCCUCCACUCGCAGCGCCCCGCCGCCGCCGCCUCGCCGUCGGUCCUCCCCGCCACCCAGCAGCAACAGCACCACGAAUGGACCUACGAGGAGCAGUUCAAGCAGCUCUACGAACUGGACAGUGACCCCAAACGCAAGGAAUUCCUGGACGAUUUGUUUGGCUUCAUGCAGAAGAGGGGGACUCCUGUGAACCGGAUCCCCAUCAUGGCUAAGCAGGUCCUGGACCUGUACACCCUCUACCGGCUGGUAACGGAGAAAGGGGGCCUGGUGGACGUCAUCAACAAGAAGAUAUGGCGGGAGAUCACCAAAGGCCUGAACCUGCCCACCUCCAUCACCAGCGCGGCCUUCACCCUCCGCACCCAGUACAUGAAAUACCUCUACCCCUAUGAAUGCGAGAAGCGUAGGCUCAGCUCCCCCGGCGAGCUGCAAGCAGCCAUCGAUAGCAACCGGAGGGAGGGGCGGCGGCAGACCUUUGGGACGACGCUCUUCAGCUACUCCCCUGCAGGCACCCCGGGCAUCUUGGCUUCCCCCAAGAUCCCCAUGCCCUCUCUCACCAUCUCCACACACAACUGCGGCCAGAUCAACCAAGUGCACGCCAUCAAGAAAGAGGAGAGCAUUCUUUCGUCGGCGGUGCCCAGCCGCAUCGCCAUCCCUGUCAGCCUAGCCGGGCAUCGCUUGGUGGCAGCGCAAGCGGCAGCCUCUCAGGCCGCUGCCCUGGAGCACUUGCGGGAGAAGCUGGAGACAGGGGAGCCACCUGAGAAGAAGGUGGCGCUUGUCGCAGAGGAGCAGCAGCAACUGGUCCAGCGGGCCCUCCAGCAGAACCUCCUGGCCAUGGCCUCCCAGUUCCCGGUCAAUAUCAAGAUCAGCAACCGCGGGGAUGACAGACAGGAGGCUGCAUUGAACCUGCCCAGCAACAACGGCAUUGGCAGCAUCAACAUGUCAAUAGAAAUAAAUGGAGUUGUCUACACAGGUGUGCUGUUUGCCCGGAGGUCCAGCGUCACAGGCAGCGCUGGGGGUACCCACAGCCAUGUCAGCCCGGUGACAUCACAGAGCCAGCUGCUGUCUACAGCGUCACGCGGUCACACUCCGGCUGGCACCUCGCCAUGAGGGGAGAACAUCCCAAGAGCCUCCUACCUCCAUCUCCUGGACCUGGUGCCAGAGUCCUUGGACAGCCGAGAUAUGCAACUGUUGCCCCUGUGCCAGAAAAGCCCGGUGAAGGGCAUCCGGGGUUGGUUUAGCAUGGCUAGGCUCUGCGGCCCCAUCCAUUCCUGCCAUGUGCCCUGGGGGGGAUUUCUGGGCAGGGCAGGAGACAGGAUGGAGACGGACACUUGA